AGCUACCCGAAGGAUACCCCCGAUUCGGUAGUCGAGCAUGCAAUGGCCGCCAUCAAAGAAGCCGGUGGCAUCAUCACACACGAGUAUAAGAUCAUCAAGGGUUUCGCUGCCACUGCCCCCACCAAGGUUCUCCAGAGCGUCAAGGCUCUAGGCGAGAAGUACAACGCUAUCGUCGAGGAUGACCAGGUCGUGUCCGUCGCUGGAUCUUCCUGAACACAAAAUCCUGUACACAAUGAAAUGAAAUGAGAAAGGAUCAGGCGUUCAUUUGUUCACAGAAACAGCCUACAAGGAUAAGUUAUAGGAUAAUCGGUAUGGGAGCUCAGGACUUGAGGGUAGGAUGGAGGGAAAGACAGGCGCAGGUUGUUUUCGUAAUACUUGAACAAGAGG
This is a messenger RNA of Aureobasidium subglaciale EXF-2481, 387 nucleotides long. RefSeq lists its product as uncharacterized. Lineage: Eukaryota; Fungi; Ascomycota; Dothideomycetes; Dothideales; Saccotheciaceae. The coding region runs from base 43 to 213 and encodes 56 amino acids. The transcript is spliced from 2 exons. The record is from RefSeq and is a predicted model, not a curated record.